AUGCUUCAAAUUUGGCGAGGAUUACGAGUCCUGAACUUGCGAACGGUGAUUCUAGAAAAUGCGAGGAACUGCAGCGACGCUAAUUUUCCAGGACAACGACACGUAUUGACGGUGAGUACAACGAGAGGAGUUCCUAGUACAAGCAUAGACUUGAAAGAGGCUUUAUGUGAAAAGAUUCCAAUACACUAUGAUCUGCUGCGAAAUUUUCGUCAACGAUAUGGAUCCUCGGUGAUCAGCCAUAUAACCGUAGAAAAUAUAUACCAAGGAUUAAAUGGGGUGAAAACCAUGGUCAGAGAAACGUCUGAGUUGGACCCAAAAUACGGGAUUAGAUAUAGAGGAUUAACAAUACCGGAAGUCGUUACACUCUUACCACGACAGGGAAAGUCACCAAGCCCGGAAGCUGUAUUUUGGUUAUUGUUAACUGGUGAUGUACCAACACAAGAGCAAACAGCAUCACUAAUUGCUGAUUGGUCUAUGCGACGUCAAAAAAGGAAGGACUGGUGGUCAGGUCCUGGUGGUGGAACUGUUGGUUCCGUACUUGGAAACUUGCCGAAAACAACGUCACCCCUUGAAAAACUAUCGGUGGCUCUUACCGUCUUUGACUCUGGCAAACAUAUAAAAGCAGCUUUAAAAAAUGGCGCUUUAAAUCAUACUCAUUGGGAAUACGUGUAUGAAGAUGGUAUGGAAUUGCUAGCAACGCUGCCAGCAAUAAUUGGCCUAAUCGCAAGAGGCGAAUUGAAGAACUUGAAUGAAGAAAGCGGUGACUGGAUACAAUUUUUAUCGGGAUAUUUAUGUAACGCGUUUAAUAUUUCGGAAAACAAGAAAAAUUCGAUGGUGGAGUUUCUCCGAUUGUAUGUUCUUCUGAAUGCCGAUGAAAAUGGCGGAAUUCCCGGCGUUCAUGUUACAGAAAUACUGGGAUCUUCACAACUGUGUAUUAAUCAAGCUCUUGCGGCAGGAGCUUUAGCAUACGCUGAUGAACCUAAAAGCGGCACAGUAUCACAAUAUAUGGAAUUCCAAUCGAAAAUACAACGUCUCUUUGGUCAAGAAACGAAAGAAGACAAGUUGAGGAAUUAUGUAGCCACUUUGAUUAAAAGAGACAAAUUGAUUGGUUACAAAAAAGCAAAAUUUUGCGAUCCGAAAUACACCGUACUGAUAAAUUAUGCAAGAGAUUAUUUGCCAAAUGAUUACAAUGUGAAGUUAUCGCAAACUAUCACUCAUUUACUUACUACAAUGGUGAAGAAUAUUUUUCCCGAACAAAAUGCAAUUGCUGGACCUACCUUUCAGUUCUAUGGAUUAAGAGACAUGAAAUUCAAUCAAGUAUUAUUGUGUAUGUCGCGUGCGCUGGGUGCAGUUGCAUCAAUUAUUUGGACAAGAGCCGUGAAUGCCACUGUCGAACAUCCAACAUCUAAAUGCACUCACACAUAUUUAAAUUCUAUUCAAGGAACACGAAGAAAACCUAAACGAGGAAAGAACGUAAAAUCUACUCGAAAAUAAAAUUUGUUAUAUUUUGUGUCAUAUAAUGUUGUUAAUUAUAGCA
This is a messenger RNA of Eufriesea mexicana, 1537 nucleotides long. Its product is annotated as probable citrate synthase 1, mitochondrial. Gene Ontology annotation, biological process: tricarboxylic acid cycle; carbohydrate metabolic process. The record is from RefSeq and is a predicted model, not a curated record. Bases 1 to 1494 code for a protein of 497 amino acids. The transcript is spliced from 8 exons. Lineage: Eukaryota; Metazoa; Arthropoda; Insecta; Hymenoptera; Apidae. Gene Ontology annotation, cellular component: mitochondrial matrix.